Messenger RNA from Aspergillus wentii DTO 134E9, 1554 nucleotides. Its product is annotated as cytochrome P450. The transcript has 2 exons. The record is from RefSeq and is a predicted model, not a curated record. Gene Ontology annotation, molecular function: oxidoreductase activity, acting on paired donors, with incorporation or reduction of molecular oxygen; monooxygenase activity; heme binding. Bases 1 to 1554 code for a protein of 517 amino acids. NCBI's taxonomy places the organism in Eukaryota, Fungi, Ascomycota, Eurotiomycetes, Eurotiales, Aspergillaceae.
AUGGCCCUCCCUUUCUUUGUGGUCGUCGCGGCCGCUGCGGUCGUCCUUCGCUUGCUCUGGUCCAUUGUGACUUCGAUUCAGCAUGCGCGACGCGCUCGUCAGCUGGGCUGUGGCCCAACCUUGCUUUAUCCCAGUGAUCCAUUGGGAAUCAGCACUCUGAAGGAGUCUCUGAAGGCAGACAAGGAAAAGGACAUUCCUAUGUAUACCCAACGUCGAGUCGAUUUCAUGUCCGACCGCGAGAACCGAUAUGUGUCGACCUUCCGCGUGCGUACUAUGGGCCGCGAGAAUCUCUUCACCUGUGACCCCAAGAACAUCCAGGCAUUGUUGGCGACUCAGUUCAAAGACUUUGAUCUGGGUGCUAUUCGACAGCACUCUCUAAACGAUCUUCUGGGAACUGGUAUUUUUACAGCAGAUGGCGAGGAUUGGACCCGUUCGCGAGCUUUGCUGCGACCUCAGUUUACCCGUGAUCAGAUUAGUGAUUUGGACUUGGAGGAACGUCAUGUUCAGAAUGCGAUGCAAGCACUACCUGUUGCUGCUGAUGGCUGGUCUGGCCAGAUUGACAUCCAGACCAUCUUCUUCCGCCUUACCAUGGACUCUGCCACCGAAUUCCUAUUUGGAGAGAGCGUUGAUAGUCAACUGGCUGCCCUGAAGGGAGACAAGUCGGCUGCAGAAUUCCCCUUCUACUUCGAUCGGUCCCAGUGGUACGCCGCACAACGUGUUCGUUUCGAAAAAUUGCAUUGGAUCGUGAACAACAAGGAAUCUCGUCACUCCGAUAAGCAGGUGCACUCGUUUGUCGACCGCUUCGUUGACGCUGCUCUCAAGGGCGUGCAGGAUGAAAAGACCAAGAAAGACGAAGAGAAGCCUUCCAACUACGUUUUCCUUCACGGACUGGCUGCUGUCACUCAGGAUCCUAUCGAACUUCGCUCUCAGUUGCUCAACAUCCUUCUUGCUGGUCGUGACACAACCGCCUCGCUGCUCAGCUGGACCGUGCUCCUUCUGGCCCGGCAUCCGGAAGUGUUCCAGAAACUCCGUAAGAUCAUCGUUGAGGAAUUCGGCACCUACGAGAACCCCCAGAACAUUACCUUCGCUUCUCUCAAGUCUUGCCAGUACCUUCAACACUGUAUGAACGAGGUUCUUCGUCUGUACCCUGUUGUGCCUAUGAACCGCCGCACCGCCGUGCGGGAUACCACUCUUCCCCUGGGCGGAGGUCCCGACGGCUCGCAGCCAGUAUAUGUGACCAAGGGCCAGGCCGUCAUGUACAACGUGCAUAUUCUACACCGCCGAAAGGACCUCUGGGGCCCAGAUGCCGACUCUUUCAUUCCCGAGCGCUGGGUGAACCGCAAGGUCACCUGGGACUACCUUCCGUUCAACGGUGGCCCGCGCAUAUGCAUUGGCCAACAGUUCGCCUUGACUGAGGCUGGAUACGUUCUGGUGCGCUUGUUGCAGCGCUUCGAUGGAAUCGAAGAUGUUCAUCCGGAACAGAAGAUUCGUCACGGUUUGACCUUGACCAGCUGCCCAGCUGACCUGGUGACUGUCCGCUUACAUGCGGCUUGA